AUGCUUCUUGAGUCGCAGGGAGCAUUCCUCCUUAGACGCUUGCGCUCAUCCUUUUUCAUUCAUCCGAAUCCGUUGCGAAAGGCUUGGGAAAAGAGCGCACGAGCAGGAGGAAAGGACGGGGAACCGAAACACCAGACUGCUUUGGAAAAGAAUCCAGACGAGGAGGGGGAGAGGGAAGCGAAGCACCCAGGCGAGGAGGACAAGCAGGGGGCUAAGAGGGACGAGAAGGAGCGUGCCGAGGGUCAAGACGCACACAGCCAAUCCGGGCCGAGGAAGCAACACGAAUGGAUUUAUUCUGUCGGACUUCCCAGCGUCCCUUCCCCCAGCAGCAGCGAUCUCAAACGCCUACCUCCCGCACUGCUGUCCCUUGCUGUGGCCGCCGCUGCUGCUGCAUGUGCCGCUGCUCUCCUCCUGCUGCACUCUCGUUUCUCCCAAACAGCAGCAAUACGUGCAGGGAGGCGUGUAGAGGAGGAGGAAAGGAAGCGUGCAGAGGGGCAGGCAGGGAGGCGUGCAUACGAGGCAGGGGAACGUGCAGAGAAGCGAGCAGACACACAGGAAGGCACAUUAAUGGAGAUGGGGGUGAUGGCAGACGAUGCUGCACGGGAUGAGGGGUUAGCAGGGGGCACGGUAGAGAAAGAGACAGAGGGUUCUGUAGGCAAGGUAACUGACAGGAGGAGGGUGGACGAGAGAGCAGAGGAGGGGAAGGAUGGGCAGGAAGUUUGGACGGAUGGUGUAAGGGAGCGUGGUGGGGAGAGUGGUGGGGAGGGCGUUGGGGGGGAGGGCGGUGGUGGGGAGAGCAGUUUGGGGGAGAGGGAGAAUGACGCUGUGUGUGUCGCUGGAGAGGGGAGCGAUGAGCAGUGCACAGAGGGAAGUGCCGAGCAGAUGGAGGGAAUGGAGGGGAGUGAAAGGAGUGAGCCAGAUGGGCAAGAGUGGCUUGUCCCGGCUGUGGCUGGAGGGGCGGAGAGCAGGGAACAGGUGGGGGAACGGCAAGGGGGAGGGGAAAGGAGUGGAGGGGCGGAGGGAGGAGGCGAGAGUGGGGUUUGGAGAGUAGAGGGCAGAGAUGCAGAUGGGGGGAGUGGGGAUGCGAAGGAGAGAGGUGGUGAUGAUGGGGAUGAGAAAGAGGAUGACGGGAAGGGUGAGGGGAGGGAUAAGAGAGACUUACCAGAAGACUUGGAAGAAGAGGAACGUCUCAAGUUGCUGCAAGCUCAAGCCAUCAGUGAUUGGAGCAACCAGAUUGUGCUGCAGGGCUUUAACUGGGAGUCACACGGCCAACCCCAGGGCUGGUGGCAACACCUAGCCUCCCUUGCGCCCGCCAUUGCUGCUGCUGGCUUCACGGCUGUCUGGCUGCCCCCUGCCUCAUCGUCCCUCGCCCCUCAAGGCUACCUACCCAAGGACCUCUACCAUCUGGCAUCAGCAUAUGGCUCAGAGGCAGACCUGCGCGCUCUCAUUGCUGCUUUCAGGGACGCCCAGCCCCACACUGCCGCACCCCCAGCUGCUGCUGCUGAUCCUUCUACUGCUGCUAAUUUCGCUGCAGUUGCUCCUAGUGGUUCUGCUUCUGUCGCUGCUGCUGCUGCGUCACCCGCAACCGCUGCUACAGGUGCUGCAGCGGCCACUGACAUUAAGCCCGGCAGUGGAUUGGAUCAAGCAGCUGAGUGUGUGCCUGGUACCACUACUGAUGGCACUAAUACCUGCUGUGCUGACACUAAUGGUGCUGCCACGGGUGGUGCUGGUAACGCUGGGGGAGUGACUGCAGUGGGAGUGAGGGUGAUAGCGGACGUGGUGGUAAACCACCGAGUGGGAAGCCAGCAGGGGGAGGGUGGCCAGUGGACUCGCUUUGAUGGCACGUCUAUGCCAUGGGAUGAGACUGCUGUCACAUGUGACACUGGCGGCAAGGGCAACCCCAGCAGUGGAAGCGUGUUUGAGGGGGUAUCCAACAUCGACCACUCUCAGCAGUUUGUGCGCCGAGAUCUCACAGCAUGGCUGACGUGGCUGCAGACUGAUGUGGGCUUUUCGGGGUUCCGCUUUGACUAUGCCAAGGGGUAUAGCCCGGCCUAUGUGUGGGGGUAUGUGCAGGGGGCACGCCUGCGCCUGUGUGUGGGCGAGUACUGGGACACCUGUAACUACGUUGGGCCACAAUACGACCUUGACUACGACCAGGUGGUCAUGUCUCUGUCAUCCUUGUGCCUGAACCCCUCCCCCAGUUGUCACCUCCACCCGGCUCGUGUGCAGCCAGACUCGCACCGAGGGCGCAUAGUGGAGUGGAUUGAAGGGGCGGGCAGGCUGGCAGCAGCCUUUGACUUCACCACCAAGGCCAUUCUGCAGGAGGCAGUGAAAAGGAAGGAAUGGUGGCGGCUAAAGGACAAGGAAGGCCGCCCGCCAGGCGUGAUGGGCCUGCUGCCCUCGCAUGCCGUCACAUUUGUCGACAAUCAUGACACUGGCUCCACUCAGGCUCACUGGCCAUUCCCCUCUCAUGCCGUCAUCCAGGGCUAUGCGUACAUUCUCACACAUCCGGGCAUCCCAUCGGUGUUUUACGACCAUUUCUUCGACUGGGGCUCGGAUCUCAAGAACCAAAUCCAGCAACUGAUUGAUGCUCGGCGGAGGGCAGGCAUACAUAGCCGAUCUUCAAUUCAAAUACUGGCAGCAGAUGAUAGCAGAUAUGCCGCCAUCAUUGGAGGAAAUUUGUGUGUGAAAAUUGGAGAUGGGGAGUGGAGCCCUGACACUAGCGGAGUGGUAGAUUCAUGUGAUGUGGUUGAUGAUGGAAGGGUGGCGAGAGAUAAAACAAGUGGUUCCUUGUUGAGGAAAUGGAACUUGACUAGUUGCGGGGAGGGAUAUGCUCCAUCGCUCAUGGCUUCCGAAAUUCGUACCAUCCGCGUUAGUAUCCGUUGCACUCCGGUUACGCGUCGUUAUAUCGGGAUGGCGUGUUCUGUUUUCCUGCUGGCGCUCCUGGCAUCGGGAACUCCGCCAGUUGGCGCAUUCGAGCAUCCCACAGGCGACAGCUACACGUUCAGCGAUUUCCACUUGCAACGAGGAGCCUCCAACGGCUAUCAUCUACAAGAGCUUCGUCUGGGUGUCAACAGCGUGGAAGUUUCAGAACCAGUAGCAGCGGGGGACGGCGCUGCCUCUGUGUGCAUCGCUCGCACGCGCCUCCCCGCUCGGCCGCGCCUGAGGGGCGUGUCUCGCGGAUUUCACGUGCUGAGAGUCACGGCCACCAUCCCGGCUGCGGGAAUGCCACGUGGGGCUUUUUCCAGCGGACCCAAGUUUGAGUUCUGUGUGCACUGGAAUGCCUCGCAACCCCUUGGGGAGUGCCCAAGGGGGGCGUGGCGAGCAGCGGACAGGAAGGGGCGGUGGGUGGUUCUGCGGUCACCUUUCGAGGGCGCGUUCAUCGAUGUGAAACGAGAGGGCGGGGUCACUGGGGAUCACGACGUCAGCAUCAAAGUAGAUGAAGACCUGGAGCCUCACCGGGCGGUGUUCUUUGUCCUGGGGUUCCUGCUCAUGCUGCUGGCGGGUCAUCUGAGCUCCAUGGUGGCCUUCUAUUACGGAGGGGGGAUGACGCUGGGCGUGCUGCUGGUGGUCAUCGUCAUUCUCUAUCAGGUCAUGCGGUUGCUGCCCCUGGGUCGCAAGAGCAGCCUUCAGAUCCUCCUCUAUGGCUCGCUGAUGGGGUUCAUAGGGGUGAUCAUAACGUACGUCACAGGGGCGGUCAAGACUGUCAUGGAGCCUCUUGGCCUGGGUGAUGACGUCAUCUCUCCGGUGGUGGUGUUUGUGCUUGUACUGGUGGUGCUUAUAGGAGCGGCCCUGGGCUUCUGGGUGGUGCGGAAAUUCAUCCUCUCGCCCUCAGGGGAGCUCGACCCCCCAACAGUGUCAUUUGUUAAGUGGGGCCUCAGAAUAAUCGCAGCUACACUGCUGAUAAUGAGUUCAGCCGAUGCAAUCAUUGCCACGUCUCUCCUCUUCCUCUCUCUCUCCACCACCCUCCUCCUGCAUCUCCUCUCCCCACGCGCCCUCGCCCUCCUCUCCCCCACCUCCACCCCUUCUGGCACCCCCGCCACCUCCUUCCUGGCCCGUGCUUGUGCCCGUAAGAGCGAGCAAGCAGCAGAGCAGGAAGGGGAGAUGGGGGGAAUGGGGGGUGUGUUCUCUCCCCCCCAGCAAUACGGCACUCCCCCUCAGGGACCGAUGCAAGGAGUGGGGGGAGGGCAGGGGUAUGUGACUCCUUCAAGGGGGGUUGAAGGGUCGCCUUAUGCGCGCAUGGGAACGCCUUUCCAGGGACCACCAGGCACACCACGCACUCCUCUCCCCUCCUCCCCACUCGCCCGCACAGUCUGCCCCUCCUCGUUCCACCGCACUCCCCACCGCCGCCACCUCACCCCGGCACAGGCAGCAGCGAUCUCCCACGAGUGCACCCACGCUGCCCUGCAGGAGCUGGCUUAUUCCCCCGGGUUCGGGCAGUGGGUGCUGCAUAACUUUGACCGGAUAGCCAUCACUCCUAGGAUUCUGAGGGAGGAGCGGAGCGAGGGGGAGAUUGCUGCUACAGCUGAGAUGGAGGAGGGGUUUGAGGAAGAGGAGGGGUGA
Messenger RNA from Closterium sp. Yama58-4, 4563 nucleotides. The record is from the annotation of a GenBank genome assembly. NCBI's taxonomy places the organism in Eukaryota, Viridiplantae, Streptophyta, Zygnematophyceae, Desmidiales, Closteriaceae.